Brassica napus (rape) is the source of this 1113-nucleotide messenger RNA. RefSeq names its product dehydrodolichyl diphosphate synthase 8. The transcript has a single exon. The coding region runs from base 72 to 887 and encodes 271 amino acids. NCBI's taxonomy places the organism in Eukaryota, Viridiplantae, Streptophyta, Magnoliopsida, Brassicales, Brassicaceae. The record is from RefSeq and is a predicted model, not a curated record. Gene Ontology annotation, biological process: polyprenol biosynthetic process. Gene Ontology annotation, cellular component: endoplasmic reticulum.
UCACACCAAGUAUACAAAAAUAAAACUUAACUGUUCUGCCAUUCUCCAUUCCCAUAACCAUAUAAGCCAAGAUGAAUACCCGAGAAGAAGUAGGUGAAUUCUCUAAACUCUACAAUGGUUUCAUGACUGUAAUGAGGAGAUUCAUAUUCAAAGUUCUAUGCGUCGGUCCAAUACCUAAUCACAUCUCAUUCAUAAUGGAUGGAAACCGCAGAUUCGCCAAGAAACACAAUCUUCAAGACCUAGACGCAGGACACAGAGCUGGUUUUGUAUCCGUAACACAUGUUCUUCAGUACUGCCAAGAGAUUGAAGUACCGUACGUCACACUCUACGCCUUUGGACACGAUAAUUUCAGGAGAGAACCUGAAGAAGUCAAGUGUGUGAUGGAUCUGAUGCUGGAGAAAAUCGAGCUCACAAUCGACCAAGCUAUCUCCGGAAAUCUAAACAAAUUGAAAGUGAUCUUUAUUGGUGAUUUGAAUAUGUUAAACGAGCGUCUUAAAGCCGCAGCGCAGAGACUGAUGGAAGUUACUGAGGAGAAUAAAGGUUUAAUGGUUGUGGUUUGCGUUGCUUACAGCACAAGUCACGAGAUUGUUCACGCUAUUAGAGAAUCUUGUGUGAGGAAGUGUGGUGAUGGAGAUAGUCCUCAGGUUUUGGAGGUGAGUGAUAUUGAAGAGUGUAUGUAUACAUCAAUUGUUCCUGAUCCUGCUCUUGUAAUAAGAACAGGAGGACGAGAUCGGCUGAGUAACUUCAUGACUUGGCAGACUUCAAGGUCUCUCCUUCAUACCACGGCUGCUCUUUGGCCGGAGCUAGGUCUUUGGCAUUUGGUUUGGGCUAUUCUUAAAUUCCAGAGGAUGCAAAAUUACUUGCAGAAGAAGCAAAAACUCGACUAAAUAGGUUUAACUUAAAUACCAGCAUGGUCGGACAGAUUUAUGAGGACAUAAAACAUAUUAAAUUAAUUAUUAAUAAAAUUUGUUUUUAUAAAGUAGAUGCAUAGAGAACCUAUGUAUUCAUUUUUAAAAUUUUGGGACUAGGAAGAAUGUGUCAUUAUGCUUUGUCCAAAACCGGUCCUAACAUGAACUCUUAACACUUAUGUUGGAGUUACAUGUUUCUUGUGGC